Molecule: messenger RNA, 2976 nt
Organism: Miscanthus lutarioriparius
Lineage: Eukaryota; Viridiplantae; Streptophyta; Magnoliopsida; Poales; Poaceae
Source: the annotation of a GenBank genome assembly
AUGAGGCUCCGGUGUCCAGAUCUGAGCAUAGAAGCACAGAAAGAGAUCAGUCAGUUUAGUAUAUGGGUGCUAGAUAUUGGUGAGGGCAAUGUAGAAAACAUUAAAAACGACAGCGAGCCGGAGGCAUCAUGGGUUAGGAUACCACGCGACCUGUUGCUUAUGCCACAAGGAGACAAGAUCACCGCCAUCAUUCAGGCUGUGUACCCAGAACUAUGUGCAAGAUACUAUGACCAACUCUAUCUUCAGAACCGUGCUAUUUUAACUCCAACCAAUGAGACUGCCGAUAGUAUAAACUCACAUGUUGUGUCCUUGAUACUCGGGGCUGAGAGGGAAUACUUAAGUUCUGAUAGAAUAGCUAAAUCCCCAGGAACCCAUGAGUCUUACGAUCUAAUUUCGGUUGCAGUCCAUGGUGUCCUCUGGGUUAGGCUACUGUUUGUGGACAUCCAAGAAACGUUUUUUGGUUACCAAGUUAGAACCCUUGGCCUUGAUUUUUUGCGGUGUGCUAUGGCUUUUGACUUGCUUCCUGCUUUGCGCCCCUGUGCGUGGCGCUCGGUCAUCUGUGUUUGCGUCUGCCGCAAGUGGGAGUAUUGUGGUGGAACUGAUGAUGGCCCGAUCCAGCACGUUGACCUUGUGCUUGUUGAUGAGAAGAUACUUCUGUACAUGGUUAUUGCAGGGCAACAGCAUGUAUGGGUGUCAAAUGCAAAGUCUGGUUACAGGCCUGUUGCCUCUCGCUAUAUGGUUGAGUUCAUGCUGCACACGGUCGUUUCAGCUGCAAGGACUGAUAUGCCAGACUUUCCAAAGUAUGCUUACAGGAUUACACCAAUAAGUGACCUGCCCUCCCAUGCUGGUGACACCAGAGAUUUCGUUGAUACCAUUGGGCUGCUGGUGGAGAAGUCUGAUGCUUACACGGUUCACCUGCCCAACAAACCUGCCCCUACACUCACCAGGCACAUUGUUCUGAGAGAUUUAAGCUACUCUGAGAUGAAGGUCACCCUAUGGGGAGAGAGGGCUGCUGCCUUCAACACUGAUGCUGUCAACAAUGGUGCUGAGGAUAAACCUAUUGUCGUGUUGUUUGUUGGAGGCUUGAUGAAAUCCUAUCAAGGUACUUACUAUGUUAGCGCCAAUACAGCGUCCCGGUGGUAUUUCAACCCACCUAUUCAUGAGGCCCACCAGUUUUAUGACAGUUAUCAGAACCAGAGAGUUCAGAUCAGAUCUGUUCCGGCACCAGUGGAGCAGCAAGGUCAAGUUCAAGCGCCUGCCCCUCUUGAAGAGAAAACUCUACGAGAACUGAAUGAGAUGGAUCCAUAUGAUUUUGCUGAAAAUGGGUACCGCUGCACUGUGACUAUUGGUUGGCUUGUUCCCAAUGUAUCAUGGUGGUUUCCAUCUUGCAAUAUAUGCAGCAAGAGCUGUGUUCCAGAUGGCUCUGGCAACAAGUGUAAUGGAUGCUCGACAAACUCUUUCAGGUUCAAGUACAAGAUUUCCUUUGUGGCCCUUGAUGGCACGGAUGAGGCAGAGAUGGUAAGCUUCGGUGAUGUUGCUCGUCGCAUCAUUGGGAAGCCAGUACAGCAAAUCCUUAGAACAGCUACAAAUGCUAACACAUAUCCACCAGAUGUUACCAAGAUGGUUUCUCUCAGAUUCACCUUUCAGGUCUCUCUGACUCAGCAGAGCUAUUACAGGCAGCAGAAAACCUAUCAGGUUGUUUCUGUGGUGACAUCACAUGGUCAGCCAAAUGCUAUUCCUUAUGCUCCUGUGAACGAAGAUGGUGCCCAUCCCAGUACUCCUGAGUCUGAUCAUAGCCUCACUGCCGCCACUGAUGAUGGAUCAGAAUUGGCGACACCUAAUUCUGUGACAGACGGCGGUGUUCCGUCUCCGGUGGCUACAAAUACCCCACCUCCAUCUCUUCGCAUUGACGACACGCCGCCAGCAGAGAAGAAAACAGGAGAUCAGUCAGCUAAAACCAGGAACCCAUCUUCUCGAAAGAGGUUGACCUAUGGCUCUGAUGACCUUGGACAGGCUAGCUUGACAGAUAAAGAUUCGCAGGAAGAUAACGCAUCAGCUGCUUCACUGGAUGGCGCUUCCAUUGAUGUGACCAAGAGGUACCCCGUGCCGCUUCAAAUCUUUUGGCUGGAUGGAGUCGCUGCCUUUUACCAUCCAGAGAAGACUUCUGCCUGCUUUUGCUGCUGUCCUAUCCUCCAUGUUGGGAAGCAACCGCCUGAUGAUGUGUCGUUCAGUGUUGUUUUGCAUACUGACAGCGCUGCUUAUCCUCCUUGGUUUCAGCUCCCACUACACUUCUUUGCUGCUUCAUCCAUGGACACCACAAAAGCCCUUUCUGAUCUAGAGCUCAUGGAGGACGGUGAUCGACUCCCAAAGGCUCCAAAAGUUCUUCGGGUGAGCAGGAAAGAGCUAUUUGCUCUAGCUGCGAAGGAGUUCAAGCUGACUAUACAGUCGGAGAAAACGACACAGAUCGAUGGGGACACGUUCAUCACCAGGCUAGAGAUUGGCAAUAUUGGGUCAAAAGAAUCGUGUGAUAGGGAAACCAAAGAGUUUUUGGGCAGCUCUGCACUCACAAAGAACCUAUCAAUCGAGAACGCUUACCACACUGUGCUAACACACCUUGAAAACGAAAAGAGAAUAGUAAUUGACGAUUACAAUGCUGAACAUGUUUCAAAACUCAAAGCUGACGUGUUUCGCUCUAACACGUGGCUCAUGUUGUUCGAAGACAAAGCUAAAAAACUAAAAAAUGAGAUCAGUGCAAAGAAGAUGGCGCUCCAUCAGUUCUUGUCUUCAUUUGACUCUGUGUGCCAGGAGGCUUCAAUGGUGCUUCCACUCCUUCCACCCAAGCAGAUGGCAUCCCCAAGAAAGAAAAGCCGUCAGGAGAUGAUUCAGAGCAGUUGCAAGAUAGAUCCAGCUUCGGCCUGCUGCAGCCUCUCAAAGACUCUUAACGAAACUGCGUGCAGAGCUGCUAUGUCUUCUUGA